Molecule: messenger RNA, 3084 nt
Organism: Falco peregrinus (peregrine falcon)
Lineage: Eukaryota; Metazoa; Chordata; Aves; Falconiformes; Falconidae
Product: protein NDNF-like
Exons: 4
Coding region: 466-2139 (557 amino acids)
Biological process (GO): extracellular matrix organization
Molecular function (GO): protein binding
Source: RefSeq, a predicted model, not a curated record
AGACCUGCUCUCUGGCCAGCCACCGCUGGGAUUAGGCUGCUCCAACAGUCUGGCUGACGCUCUGUGCGGGAAUAAAGUCCUGCUGGCUGGAGGCAGCACACCCGACCGGGCUUCGCAGCCCUCCAGAAGGGACUCUAGAACUGAAGGAGCAACGGUCAGGAUUUUGAAGAUUUCAAAACAACGCAAGUUUAAAAUAACCUUUGAAAACAUCCAACUUAAGAAAAUACCAAAACUCUCUGAAUUGUUUUUUUCUUUUCUUGCAAGACUGCAAGCAUUUUAAGUUACUAUGUCUGUUCAGGAGCCAUAUGGAAAAAUCGGUUCUAUCCUGUUAAACUGGUUGCAGAGUUUUGGUUUUCAUCUGUCUACAGAGAUCUGAAAAGUCUGUGUUGUUUUAUUUUAUGCUUUUUCGGCAAAGGAAGCAAGUGGUGUGGGGAUCAUCUGGCCAGGAACACAAUAGUACUGAAGAUGUCCUGGUUCUGGUUUUCUCUGCCUCUCCAUCUUCUCACGGUGGCUUGCUUGUGUCAUUCCAUAAAAGCACCCACCACCAGUUCCCAGCAGAGCUUCAAGACCAAUCUCUUCAAUUUCUACCACUCCCUGAUACUUGCUGAUGGCAAGGAAACUACAGUUCACCUGCUGAAAGAUAUACCUAAAAGGUAUUACUUUGUUUUGGAGGAAGGCAACGCCCUCGCACCUUUCACAAUAACAGUGACCCCUUGUGAUGUUCCCAUUGAAUGGAGCAUACUUGUGCACAAGGCUUCAGCAAGUUUCCUUGGAAAAGCAGCACGAGGUGAUCAUGCCACACAAGACAUCUCAAAGUCUCAGAAGGCUCCAAGCGUGGUGUCCACCAUUUUUAACUAUAAGGGAAAUUCUGUAGAGACUUACAUGGGUAUGUCUUCUCAUUCUGCCCUUUACAUGCUAGAGUUCUUAUCCACUGAGCGAGACACACACAUUACCGUAUACUUAACAACUGACACAACAUCUGGGCACCUCUAUCCAGAACUUCCAAUGGAUCCACGCAUAGAUGUCAUUGGCAUCGGGCAUACAACAGUGACUCUGACCUGGAAACACAGCCCUUCUGUCUUGCAACAUAGAGAAAACAUCCAGUACUGUCUUCUAGUUAAUGAAAAGCACAACUAUAAGAGCUUAUGUGCUGCUGAGACAGCAAUCAGGUCCUCUGGAAUGAAACUGCCAUCUACGUUAGCUUUGUCUCUCUCUCCUUACCUUCUUGAACCGCAGCAGGUGAUGAUAUUGUCCAACAGCGAGUUGAGCAUCAUCAACAAAGUGAGUAGUGGGGAAGUCAGGCAGAUAUGCAUGGGUACCAAGAACACUUACACGGUGCCCAAUCUCAGUCCCAGCACUCAGUAUUACUUUGACGUUUUUGUUGUCAAUCUCCUCACAAAUGCCAGCGCUGCUUAUACUGGGACAUUUGCAAGGACCCUGGAAGAACCUGAACCUAAGGUGAUGGAGAUGAAAGAUGGGAAAAUUAUUCAGGUUGUGCUGGAUGGGAAAAACCAGAAAUCCUACAGUCUGCAGUACCAGGCGAGGCACAAGAGAAUACAAUUCACAUUUCAGUUGUGUCGUGGCCAAGUGCGGGUUCACAUAACAAAGAACGGUAAAACAGUGGCAUCAGAAAACAUCUCAGGGCUGAGGUAUUUCUCACUGAAGGGGAAGCUGCUGGACACAUAUUUGGUGCAGCUGAGGUCCACAGAGGAAUCUAACUCUUCUGUGAAAGUACAGGUGUCCCCUCAUUUCCAAAAGCCCUUAUUCCCACUUCUACCAGAGAGCUUAAAAAUCAAGUCCUUCAGUAAACUGAGGACCUGCAACUCUGUCACCAUUGCCUGGCUAGGAACACAAGAGGAGAGCAAGUACUGUGUGUACAAGAAAAGGAUUGAAGAAGAUCAGGUCUGGAUGGAACUGCAGAGUGUGGACAGGUGCUCUGGACCUGAAUCUCGGCACAAGUCGGAGAAAGUGCUGUGCAAGUAUUUCUAUGAUGUCAAUCUCCAGCGAGCUGUCACCUCAGAGACCAUCAAAGGGCUGGAUGCAGGGACACUUUACUUGUUUGAUGUUUAUCUCUUUGGGCCAUCUGGCAUCCCCAUCAGAUAUCACAGCAAAGUUGUGAAGACCCGAAAAAAAUGCUGAAGGCUUUUAAAGAAGUGUUUUGAAGUCAGUGAAUGAAGAAUAUUAUUCAAAAUCUAUGCCAAUCCAUGCAGUUUAAAGGAUGCUGACACGAAAAAAAUUAAAGCUGUGAGAUUCUAUGGAGGAAGCAUCUUAGUUGUCUACAUCAUUACUCUUACUUUUGCAUUUUCUUUCCUAUAUAACGUUUCCCCCCAGCCCCCUCAGCUGUCUCAUUCAGACAUCAAAACCAGACCUGUGAAAGAAAUCCACGCACAUGGAAAUAAAGUACCCACAAGAGCACCCAUGGGAAAUAGAUCGGUUACCUAAAAUGCUUCUGAAAUCCAAUACAGAAGUGAUGGAAAAUGCCUCUCAAGAAGCACACACCAUUAUUUUAAAGUCCCAGAGAGUUUUCCACUUUGUGUAACUCCAUCAGCUAACAAGGAACUGAGAGACCCCACAAGUCAAGCUGCUUUUGAGAAAAUAAACUUCCCCACUGCCUGAACAGGGAUGGAGACAAAAAAAAAUAAAUUAAGAAAGCAGUGAAAUUGGUGUAAAGCUCCACACCCUGAGUAAAGCAGGCUGAAAUACAGCUUUCCCUAUUACCUGCAUGUUUGCUUGGCUUUCAUGUCUAUAGAUGAACUGUGCUUGGUUAGAAAUGGACAGAAUUCAGGCCAGGAACUGGCUCUGGAUCCAGCCCUUCUGGGGAUUAUACAAAUACACUGCUGCGCUGCCUCCCACUGAGGGAAGCAGCAGGUAAGAAAUCUUGCCAUGGAAAGGAGGGGUUUACCUACAGUCUCCGGUAUCAAGCCCAUGACUAUCAUCAUGUGACUCCUGAGGGUAACAUACUCACUCUUUACAUCCUUAAUCCAGCCCAUAUUAAUGAAUGCAUUGCUUUAGGAAAAAUUAAAUGUGGUUUUCCUAUUAAAUAUCAUGGAGGGAAAAUAUUUGUAGUAAAAAUUCUGACAAACA